AACCUACAUUACAUCGUGAUUUUCAUUUUCGUCUCGUUCUUCAGCAACACCGCCAUCGUAGACCUUCUUUGACCAUCUCAAUACAUCGGUCGGUAAACCAAUUUACGACAAUAAAAAAAGUGAACUCGUCAACCGUUACAUGUGACAUUCAAGACGAUAACGUAUUCAUUCAUCGAGCCCAGCCAUAAAUUCAUCUACCGUACCUGCACAGUGCACACACAAUAUCCGAACGCAUCAUUGUUUAUGCUUCUAUUGUAAAAAAUUCCAUCGAUUGUGCAUGAUUUUGUAUAGAUAAGUGAGGGCAGUCCAGCAUGUAAAAAUAUUUACACAAAUUAAUUCUUCAAAAAAAUAAAAUUACAAUCCAGGUCAAGGUGUUGAAGGAAAUCAGAGCACAUACGUGUAAACGCCAAACGGCGAAGAACCAGCGUCUAUAGGUAGGUACCUAUGCAGGUGUGAAAAUCAACGCGUAGAUAUCUACAUCUCUACGUAUACCUAGCUAGACUACCUACGAGUACCUAAAUGAAAGCGACGAAUCGCGUGAAACGGACAUACACGAAAAAUCAUUUGAUUGAGGCUUAUUUCAUACAGUCAUUUUGAUUGUCCAUCGCGUCCGCGACAAACGCAUCAAUGAGUACUUCAUUCGUAUUACACUUGGUUAGAUUACGCGGUCUUCGCAAGGACGAACCAUGCGAAUCAUCUUCGAUCUUAUGUUACCGAUGUAGAAUUGAUCAUUUUUCAUGUACUGACGUGCAACGGCCGGCGAGAGCAUGCAGAAACACGUUUUAACAACAUUGCUGAUUGCUCAACUACAAAAUACGCUGGUUAUAUCGCAAUCGAAACAAUUCGCCGAAGAAAUGUCUUUCGUGCCGACUACUUUCUUUCAAAGCUGGCAAAGUCAAGUACAACAGAGUCCUUUGAAUAUGCUGAGCCCGUUGCUGAGUCCGCUGUUUUCACAAUUCGCAGCCGUUAGUAAGAAAGGCACCAGUACGGCGGUAUCCAGUUUACUGACAGAAUCCGAUACCGGUGACAAUGUUCACGUAUCAUCGCCGAAUGAAAACACGAGUAAUAUAGUUAAUCAGUCGAAUACCGAAACGCAUGAUAAAGUUAUUACAGCGAGUAAUUCAUACAACGGGCAUACUAAUAGUUCGCCUGCCGUAGAAUAUUUGCCAACGAUUGCCGCACCAUUUCUCGACUCUUUGGCUCAUGGUAUUAUCGGAGGAUUACAACACCAUAUACAACUCAUUAAGCCAGGAACCAAAUGGUGCGGAGAUGGGAACAAAGCGAGAAGUUACGAAGAUGUUGGAGUUCUGUACAAAACGGAUAAAUGCUGCCGAAUGCACGAUAAAUGCCCGUAUUAUAUUUUGGCCAGGGAAUCGAAAUACGGUCUUUACAACGAUGGCCAUUUUACCAGAUCGCAUUGCGAUUGCGAUGCUUCGUUUUACGAUUGCUUAAAAAAGGUCAACUCACCAUUUUCCACCAGUGUAGGAAUCGCGUAUUUCAAUAUUUUGAAGAUGAGAUGCUUCAGGUUGGAAUACCCCAUCGUUAUGUGUUCACGAAUGGCUGGAUGGAUCUCGAAACACUGCGUUGAAUACGUCGUUGACAUGGCUAAGCAGAAGGAUUGGCAAUGGUUUGAUAAUCACGAAUUCCGAUGAUCUCAGUAAACAGGAACCAAAAGCUACGGGAGUUUGGCCACGAAAAACACC
Messenger RNA from Planococcus citri (citrus mealybug), 1703 nucleotides. RefSeq names its product phospholipase A2-like. Lineage: Eukaryota; Metazoa; Arthropoda; Insecta; Hemiptera; Pseudococcidae. The record is from RefSeq and is a predicted model, not a curated record. Gene Ontology annotation, biological process: arachidonate secretion; phospholipid metabolic process. The coding region runs from base 768 to 1652 and encodes 294 amino acids. The transcript is spliced from 5 exons.